This is a messenger RNA of Kwoniella shivajii, 2259 nucleotides long. Its product is annotated as spermidine synthase. The transcript has 12 exons. Gene Ontology annotation, cellular component: cytoplasm. Lineage: Eukaryota; Fungi; Basidiomycota; Tremellomycetes; Tremellales; Cryptococcaceae. Gene Ontology annotation, molecular function: saccharopine dehydrogenase activity. The record is from RefSeq and is a predicted model, not a curated record. The coding region runs from base 1 to 2259 and encodes 752 amino acids.
AUGUCAGCUCUUUCUCACCCUAACGUAGUAGACGGUUGGUUCAGGGAGAUCAACCCCCAAUGGCCUGGUCAAGCUAUGACUCUCAAGGUCAAGCAAAUCUUGCACACCGAGAAAUCUCUUUUCCAAGACGUCCUUGUUUUCGAGUCUGAGACUUACGGUAACGUUCUUGUCCUUGACGGUGUCAUUCAAUGCACCGAACGAGAUGAAUUUUCGUACCAAGAAAUGAUUGCCCAUCUUCCUUUGGCUUCUCACCCCAACCCCGAGAACGUAUUGGUUAUUGGAGGUGGUGACGGUGGUGUUAUCCGAGAGGUUCUCAAGCACAAAUCAGUCAAGAAGGUCACUCUCUGUGAUAUUGACGAGGCUGUUAUUCGAGUUUCCAAGGACUGGCUCCCCAUCAUGUCAUCAUGUUACAAAGACUCUCGAGUCGAGGUCCACAUCGGGGACGGUUUCAAAUUCCUUCCCGAGCACAAGGACGAGUACGAUGUCAUCAUUACCGAUUCUUCUGAUCCCGUCGGUCCCGCCGAAGCCCUCUUCAAGGCUCCUUACUUCCAACUCCUCAAGGAAGCGCUCAAAGCCGAUGGUCACAUCUCUACUCAAGCUGAAUGUUUAUGGAUCCAUUUACCUUUGAUCAAAGAACUCAAGGAGACUUGUAAAAAGCUCUUCCCCGUGGUCAAAUACGGUUAUACCACUAUCCCUACUUACCCUGCCGGCCAAAUUGGUAUCAUGGUCUGCUCCAAAGACGCCAAUCACGAUGUCACCGUUCCUCUCCGAGCUGUCCCCGAUACCAAAUACUACAACUCCGAUGUGCACAAAGCCGCUUUCACCAUCCCCGAAUUCGGACGAGCUAUGCUUGAAGAUGGUGUCAACGUCAUGCCCAAAUUCAGUGGUGUACGACCCGGUCCCGCUUCUAAGCAAACCACCAAGAAGAAGGUUCUUAUCCUCGGGUCAGGUAUGGUCGCUCCUCCUUGCGCCGAAUACAUCACCAAACACAACCACGAAAUCACAGUCGCUUGCCGAACUUUCGCCACUGCCGAGGCUCUUUGCAAAGAUCUUCCCAACGCUACCCCCAUGUCCGUCGAUGUUGGUUCCCCCGAUGCUUUGAGACAAGCUAUCAAAGGUCACGACGUCGUUGUUUCCCUUGUUCCUUACACCUAUCACGCUUCUGUCAUGGAGGCUGCCCUCGAAGAGAAGUGUCACGUCGUCACUACCUCAUAUGUCAACCCUCAAAUGAAAGCUCUUCACCAAAAGUUCGUUGAUGCCGGUUUGAUCUGUUUCAAUGAAAUUGGUGUUGACCCCGGAGUUGACCAUCUUUGGGCUGUCAAAAUCAUCGAUGAGGUUCACAGAGCAGGUGGAAAGAUCAAGAGCUUCUACUCAUACUGUUGUGGUCUUCCCGAGCCCGCUGCCUCUGACAAUGCUCUCGGUUACAAGUUCUCCUGGUCUCCCGUCGGUGUACUUAUGGCCCUUAACAACGCCGGUAAAUUCUGGAAGGAUGGUCAAAUUGCCGAUGUUGCUGGAGAAGACCUCAUGGCUGCCGCUCAACCUUACUUCUUCACUCCCGCUUACAACCUCGUUGCCUACCCCAACCGAGAUUCUUCCGUCUUUAAGGAGUUCUACGGUCUCAAGGAUGUUGAGAACCUUGUUCGAGGAAGUAUGCGAUAUGCCGGUUUCUGCGAAGUCAUCACCGCCUGGAAAGAGUUGGGUCUUUUGGACGACACACCUCGAGAUGACCUUGCGAAGGACGCCGCUUCCCUCACAUGGCUCGAGUUGAUCGCCAAAUUCCUCGGCGUUGACGCUACGGAGGCCACCGUCAUCGAGAAACUCAAGACUCUCAAAUCGUUCGAAAAGGACGCUAAGAUUCUUAUCGGUAAAUUCCGUGGAUUGGGUCUCUUAUCUUCCGAAAAGGUUACUCUUCGAGGCACACCCUUGCGAUCUCUUUCCGCUCUUCUCGAAGAGAAAUGUCAAUUCCAAGAAGGAGAAGUUGACAUUGUUCUCUUGCAACAUACCUUCGAGGUCAUCAACGUUGAUGGCACUGAACAAACCAUCAAAGCCACUCUAGAGGCUUACGGUGACAGAAACGGUGGUCACUCUGCUAUGGCCAGACUUGUUGGUGUCCCAUGUGGUGUCGCUGUUCAAUUCGUGCUUGAAGGUGUACUCAACACUCCAGGUGUUCAUCAACCUUACGAUGAGCCUACAUGUAAAUUGUUCCGAGACCGACUUGAGAAGGAAGAGAACAUCACCAUGAUCGAGAAGGUCAUUUAA